Messenger RNA from Colossoma macropomum (tambaqui), 3652 nucleotides. RefSeq names its product tetraspanin 5a (gene tspan5a). Gene Ontology annotation, biological process: protein localization to plasma membrane; regulation of vascular endothelial growth factor signaling pathway; protein maturation. Lineage: Eukaryota; Metazoa; Chordata; Actinopteri; Characiformes; Serrasalmidae. Gene Ontology annotation, cellular component: membrane. The record is from RefSeq and is a predicted model, not a curated record. The coding region runs from base 322 to 1140 and encodes 272 amino acids. The transcript has 10 exons.
GUGCAGGGAGAAAAGCGAGCUGAGGGUUAAAACUAAUCUCAGAAGAAAGGCCGUUAUUCGUAGCCGCGGUUUGUUUUAUCGGCCUACAGAGGCCUCGUACUAAAGACAUGCCCCGUUCGUUUGGGCUUUUAGGCGCCAACUUUUAACCGCGCCGAGGAAUUCCCCCAGUAUGUCCCCCGUCUGCGGACACUGAGCCGUCGCUUUUCAGAGAGGAUAACAGGGAUAACGGGGAUAACAGGAGUGAACCUGCUGCUGCUCUCCGCGGUGGAUGUGACCCACUAGUUAGUAUCUGCGCUCAGAGACGGAUGUGGACGAGCAUCAAUGAUGUCAGGAAAGCAUUACAAGGGCCAGGAGGUCAGCUGCUGCAUCAAAUACUUCAUAUUUGGAUUUAACAUAAUAUUUUGGUUGUUGGGGGUGGCCUUCCUGGGCAUUGGAUUGUGGGCAUGGAAUGAAAAGGGUGUGCUCUCAAACCUCUCCUCCAUCACUGAUCUUGGUGGGUUUGACCCUGUCUGGCUCUUCCUGGUGGUAGGAGGGGUGAUGUUCAUUCUGGGUUUUGCUGGCUGCAUUGGAGCGCUGAGAGAGAACACGUUCCUGCUCAAAUUUUUCUCUGUGUUUCUGGGGAUUAUAUUCUUCCUGGAGCUGACAGCAGGAGUUCUUGCCUUUGUUUUUAAGGACUGGAUCAAAGACCAGCUCAACUUCUUCAUUAACAACAACAUCAGAGCCUAUAGAGAUGACAUCGACCUCCAGAACCUUAUUGACUUCACUCAGGAAUAUUGGGAGUGCUGUGGGGCAUUUGGAGCUGAUGACUGGAACCUCAACAUCUACUUCAACUGUACAGAAAGCAAUCCCAGCAGAGAGAAGUGUGGGGUGCCCUUCUCCUGUUGCACCAAGGACCCAGCGGAGGAUGUCAUCAACACGCAGUGCGGAUAUGAUGUCCGGGCUAAAUCGAGUGAAGAGCAAAGGACAUACAUACAUGUGAAAGGCUGCGUGCCUCAGUUUGAGAAGUGGUUACAGGACAACCUGACAGUAGUGGCAGGCAUCUUUAUAGGAAUUGCACUUCUACAGAUAUUUGGAAUAUGUCUGGCACAAAACCUAGUGAGUGAUAUUGAAGCAGUGCGCGCAAGCUGCUUGUUCUCCUGAAGCAGAAGCUAAGGUCCCAGCAUACGUUCACAGGAAUACGCCUGAGUAAGAGCGCCAGCAACGCAGCAACUCUACAUGCCAAGUUCACCAGGUCAUCUAUGUACAAAUGUGACCUGCACCACUGUCUUUUACUACGUGUAAAUAUUGAUUUUUCUAGAGUGUUUCUUGUGUCAAACACUUGUGUACGAAAUAUAAAAAAAAGUGUGGCUCUGUGUGUGAGUGUGUCUGAACUGUGAGAGCUGUGUCCCUCAAUGCACUGCAUGCCUCUCACACUGGCAGUGAACAUCCCAUAUUAAAAGAAAACUCUGGCAUUUUUCAAGCUAAACUCUCUCUGCUGCGUCCAAAUUCUGUUAAAUCAAAAUUGUCUUGGAACAUUCAGUCCAAGACAAUUAUGCUGCAGUUUAUUGUUAUUUUGAGCUCAUUUUAAUGGCUUCAAAGCUGUGGGACAUCGUCUGCCAGUACAAUGAUAGAAUGAUCCACUCAUAGUAGAAGCCAGUGGGCAGUUGCUCAAUUCUGUGAAUAAACAUUGGUAAUACAUGGAAAUAAGCAGAAAAGCUGUUGUUAGUAAAUUUUAUCUAACUUGGUAACAAAUUACCAUAAAUACUUCCCUCUGGAAAGCGUAUCUUUGAAAGAACCAACUAUGCAGCCUUACAACUUAAUUUACAAACAUCUUUGACUGCAGAAUUCAGGAAAAUGUUCUACAAAAAUAUGUUUUGCAUAAACAUUUACUGACAAAUCUCUGUCUGCCCAUUUGGAUCUGUUUUGAGUCACAAAAUGUUCAGUACUUUUCUAAGAACAGGGACACUAAGUUACUAUCCAUUACUAAUUAACCAUAUGCUACAAAUGCAGCAGACAGAGAUUACGCUUAAAAUCCUGCUUGUGUUAACACUGUUUCUCAUAAGUGUAAGGAUAGCUGUGUAUACAGAAGCUAGAGUAGGAGUGCACAACUCCGGUCCUGGAGGGCUGGUGUCCAGCACAGUUUGGUAAUUUACCUGCUUAAGCACACCUGAUUACACUCAUCUGUUAGUUGCCAGGUGGGUGGGUGUGUUUGAGCAGACAUUAAAGGCCAGGUGUGUGUUGGACCAGAACUCUCCAGGGAAGUAGAUCUCCAGGACCAGGAUUGAGCACCCCUGCAAUAAAGUUAUGGUCCACUUUAAGGGCAUCAUUAUUAGCUCCACUGGAAACUGUGGAUAUUGCUGAUUUCAUCAGCUUGUGUUUUCUUUAUCUUUUUUUCUGUUGUACCAUUUUUAAAAAUGCAGUAUCAGCUUUUUUUCUCAAAAUUCAUGUAAACACUUUAAUCUAUGCUGUCUGGUUGCACUCUUUUGUCUCAGAGGGUGUGUAAUUAUUCUGUAUUAAGCAACAGUCCACAAUCUUUUCUGAACAAACUGCUGCAGCAGCAAAAUGAACAGAAUCAGUGUUGUCAGGUGGUUUAUGAACUAAUCAGAAAGAUGUUUGUUCAGAGGUCAGGGUUAUAGCUAACAUGCAAUACAUAAGUAGAUGGCUUUAUAUAUUUAUCACAUUCAGGAUGUCUUUUUCAUUCUUUGACAGCAAUGUAAAGUGGAAUUUCACAGAUUUUUCUUCUGCACAGUUCAAUAGUUGAGAGGCAAACAAAGUCAUUCAGAGUGUUGUGAUGUGAAAUGGUGCAUUGUAGAGAAAUGUAUCACCUCAGAUUUCUUAACAGUGUUGCUGAUGGGGACAGGGGUCGCGAUGACAUAGCAAUUUUAUUUACUAUCCAACAGAACCAGUUAAUCUACACAUCUCAGUUUUUAUAUGUAAUGUUGAUAAUGUUAAAACUGUGGUAAGUCUGAAAAAAUGUUUUCUUUGGGUACUUUUUUCCCUUUCAACACCCUGCAUGUACCUCUAAUACUACAUUUUAGGCCUAAAACUUCUCACAACUGUGGUAAAACAACAUCUUGGGCAUCAGACAGCAUAUUCAUAACCAUUUCAUGUAAUAACUUUCAGUAAUGUAGCUUUAAAUAUUUUGUAUGUCUGGUUCCCAUCACUACUGUGAUUCUGACUUGGUAAGUUUUUCUAGAAUAGUGUAUUUCAAAACAGACCACUCUGAACAGAUGUUUACGGUCAUCUUGACUGUUUACAUAUAUAAACAAUUUGAACAAUCAGUGUGAAUUCAGAUUACAGAUUAUAGAACUGGAGGCAUACAGCAAAGAACUUUGUAAGCCUCGACAUGUCUAGAACACAUAAAUAUACAGUUUAUAUAGAAGCCAAGUAUUUUUUGUCAUUUAAUGAAGUUUUACAUAUAAAGAUCACUCUUCACACAAUUUAUUUGAAGCAUAAAAUGACUGGAGUUCAACAAAAGUACACAGAGUCAAAUGAAAAUCUGUACAGUUAACUAGAAGGAUGUAAAAAUGUGUAAGAAAGUGUUUUAAUAAAUAAUCACGUUAGAGGGGGCCAGAGUUUGUGAUAAAUUGUAUUUAGUCGAAUAAACCAAUGUGCUGACCUGCUGACAUUGUGAAGAAAUGUAUUAACAUUAAAGCUGAGGAAGGGAUCACUA